AUGGAUAAACCACAGAUUGUCGGUCACCUGCAAAAAUCUUUAAACUACACAACAUUUGAUUGCAAAUGGAUACCAGUUAGUUCAAAAUUCGUAGUUGUUGGUUCUUAUCCUCGAAAUACCGGUGCAAUACAAAUAUACGAUGUAACGGUCGAAGAGCUGAAGCUCAUUACUGAGGUAGAGAAACCCAAAUCAUUCAAAUGUUGCACUUUUGGAGCUUCCCAAGUUGCACAUUCUCACUUAGCCACUGGUUCAUUUGAUGGUCGCUUGGCUAUCUGGGACCUAAAAGAUGACCGUAUAUCAAAUAAUCCAUUGUAUUCCACUCAGGCGCACAAGGAGAUCAUUAACACUAUUGAUGGCGUUGGUGGUAUCGGAAUUGGGGAAGGUGCUCCGGAAUUGGCUACUGGAAGUCGUGAUGGUACAGUCAAGGUCUGGGACACAAGGCAGGCUAAGCUUCCAGUAGCCAGUAUGGAAGCUGGCUCUCAAGAAGCACAGGGUGACCCUACAAUUGUCGGGGGUAUUCGAGAUUGUUGGACAGUAGCAUUUGGACAUGCAUAUAACCAACACGAUCGUUGUCUCGCAGCCGGAUAUGACAAUGGCGAUAUAAAGCUUUUCGAUCUCCGAGCUAUGCGCGUUCGUUGGGAAACUAACGUCAAAAAUGGUGUUUGCUGUCUAGAGUUUGAUAGGAAAGAUAUCGAUAUGAAUAAGUUGGUGGCAACGACGCUUGAGUCGAAAUUACAUGUUUUUGACAUGAGGACUCAACAUCCAAAGUUGGGUUUCUCUUCCCUUACUGAGAAAGCUCAUUCCUCAACAGUAUGGCAGGUAUCUAAUUCAACGCUUCAGAAAGUUUUGCUAAGUUGA
Messenger RNA from Protopolystoma xenopodis, 858 nucleotides. Lineage: Eukaryota; Metazoa; Platyhelminthes; Monogenea; Polystomatidea; Polystomatidae. The record is from the annotation of a GenBank genome assembly.